Purpureocillium lilacinum is the source of this 1263-nucleotide messenger RNA. RefSeq lists its product as uncharacterized. The record is from RefSeq and is a predicted model, not a curated record. Gene Ontology annotation, molecular function: hydrolase activity, acting on ester bonds. NCBI's taxonomy places the organism in Eukaryota, Fungi, Ascomycota, Sordariomycetes, Hypocreales, Ophiocordycipitaceae.
AUGUGCCAGCACGGCACCGACGGCCAGCAUGAGGAAGCGUCGUCGCAAGCGUCGCAGCCCGCCGCCAACGCAGACGAGCCCUUUCCCUGGCACCUCGCCAUCUUCGACGCCCACUGCCACCCUACCGACACCAUGGGCGCCCUCACAACUCACCUGCCUUCGAUGCGAGCCUCUGUCCUCGCCAUCAUGGCCACCCGUUCUCAGGAUCAGCAUCUCGUUGCCGAUGUGGCUUCCCGCUUCCGGCCCGGCCCGCCGCCUUUCGAAGCGCCUUCUCAGUCUUCAUCCUGCAAGGUCGUGCCCGCCUUUGGAUGGCACCCCUGGUUCUCUCACCAGCUGUACGAUGACACUGGUCCCAGUACGGCGACAUACGCACCGCCUCCGGAUGGUGCCGAUGCUCAGGCCCUCCAAGAUGCGAAGCGGGUGCACUACCGCACCGUCCUCACCCCUCCCCCGGAGGACGACGACUUCAUCGCCUCGCUCCCCACGCCCACCUCACUUGCCUCCUUCAUCUCCUCUACCAGCGACCGCCUCAAGGCCUUCCCCGAUGCAUCUCUCGUGGGUGAGAUUGGCAUUGAUAGGGCUUUUCGUCUGCCGCGGAACUGGGAUCCCGCCGAUACGUCCUCACGGGAUCAAGAGCUCACUCCCGGAGGCCGUGAAGGCCGCCUCCUGAGCCGCCAUCGCGUCUCCAUGCCGCACCAGCAGGCCGUCCUCCGUGCCCAGCUGCGGUUGGCCGGUGAACAGGGCCGACCCGUCAGCGUCCACGGCGUGCAAGCCCCUGGCAUUCUGUACGACACUGUUUCGGCGUGCUGGAAAGGCCACGAGCGUCACAUCCCCUCCCGCCGUGAGAGGCGCAUGGUUGCCCCGGGCGCCGAGGACCAAGACUCGGACACGGACGACGCAGCUCGCGAGGGCGGCAAGCCGUACCCUCCGAGGAUAUGUCUCCAUUCUUACAGCGGCACCGUCGAGGUCCUAGGCCAGUGGAUGAAUCCCACCAACCCAAGCCAUGUAUAUGUCUCCUUCUCUUCGGCCGUUAAUCUCAGCACCGAGGCCGGACGAGCCAAGUUCCCCGACGUCGUCCGCGCCGUGCCCGACGACCGCGUGCUGGUCGAGAGCGACCUGCACAUGGCUGGCCCCGGCAUGGACGCAGCUCUCGACGACAUGUACCGCCGUGUGUGCGAAGCCAAAGGCUGGCCGCUCGACGAAGGAGUCCGGACAAUAGCCAAGAACUUUGAGGACUUCAUCUUUGGCAAGAGUAGACGAUGA